AUUUUGUUUAUAUUUUACCAGAAUAAUUUGGUUACAGAACUUCAUUCGAAUAAAAAAAAUAAUUUAACAAUGAAUAUUAUGGAAACUGAUAACAAAGAUAUGGCUAGAAUGGUUGUCGGCCAUGCAAACAAUUUACGAAUCCAUUCUGGAAACAUAAUCAAUUGGUUUUCAUUGAAGAAGGGUGUUGGUAAAAAGAGUUCAGAAGAGCUCAUCGAUUCUGUUGAAAGCACAAUCAACGCAUGGACAAAUUCUAUUGGCCUUGAUAUAAUGAGUAUUGAGGAACCCCUCGGCAUGGUUGAUAUAACAAACAGAUCACUUGUGAAAAAAUUUGAAAAAGAUGAUCAUGAUAAAUUGAAAUUUUCAGUAAAAAUAUUUUUGACUCAGUGGAAGCCUGAACUAAUUCGACAAGCCAUUGAUCAAGUAUGUCAAUCAUUGGAUGUGACAUCAAUUGAUUCAGUAAUCGUAUCCUUUCCAAUGACUCCAUUAACUGAUGUCACUAACAAUAAUAAUAGUACGAUGCCAGAAUUCAAUAAAGUGAAGCCUAUUUGGAAGGAACUUGAACACUUAGUUGAUACUGGGAAAAUCAGCCAUAUCGGUGUCACUGAUUUUGACAAACAGGGAUUGGAAGAACUUCACCAAUGGUCAAGGAUCAAGCCAUCAAUUGAUCAAAUUGGAAUGACUAAUUGCUGUACCGUACCGGCAGAUUUGAUUGAAUUUUCUAAAGAAUUUGACAUCGAACUUCUGUCUCAUAAUGAUGCACCUGAAAUUCUCACUGCACGCUCCUUCCAAAAUUUGUUGCAAGACACUAUACAAGACAUGAAUGCAAAUGAAUGGACACCAUCAUUUGUAGCAAGAUAUUCUGUCAUAUUACGAUGUAGAGGAAUUGUAGAGGCAAAAGGUUACGUGGUUGGUGCAGAAAGAAAGGUUUCUUCUAAUGGUGUUGAAGAUUAUGGGUUUUUCUGAACUCAUAUUCAUGUUGCAAUUGUUUUAUAUAUUUGGUUGAAAUGUUUUGCACUGCUUUAUUGUUCUAGUAGACAGUAGGUCAACAUUGCCAGGAAGUAGUCCGCUAGGGAUUUCUGAUUUUGUUUUACGUAUAUUUUUAUUUCCAUUAUUUUCUAAUUCUUGAAAGCAUUUGAUACAUUGUUGAAAAUCCCACCGUUUAAUUUUGUUCAAUAAUUUAUUUUUUAUGCCAGGCUUCCAGAGAGAAUUGGUAUGUUCGCUAAUUCUUAAAAAAUUUUACAUUACAUCCUACAUUAAUAUAGUAAGAUAUUUUGAAAACUGGUAUUCUUGUAGUCUGUAUUUGUGAAAGUCUCCACCAGCGAUCUAUAUUGGGCUAUGAAUAGGUAAUCCGUCUCUGAAUGGGAGUCUCUUGCACCAAGAAGAUCAUGGUUUGCAUAAGUGCAAAUUCUUCUCUUUGUAUAAUAGCAUGUACUAUUAUGACAUAAAAAAUUUGCUGCGCUUGUAGUACUUUAGGUGUUCUAACAAACUUUAGUUGUAGUUAUGGUGUAUUUUUACUUCUAUCUCUAUUUGGAAUGGAUUGGAGAUAUAAUAUCAUAUGUUUCUCAAGGUUUUUAAGUUUCACAAGCCAGCUGACAGUUUUACUCAACUUAUAUGCAUGGGCUAUUUGAUAAAAAUUCAAUUCUGAAUGAAUGCUCAAAAUAUUCCGCUGUACCAAUAUCCAAAUUCUUUGAUUGUCAUUAGGUGCUCACAGGUUAAGCAAUAAGGCAAACUGCUGAUUUCCAAAUGACAUGAGAUUUUCAUUCAUUUGUGCCAUGAAACUUCUACUUUCGAUAUUCAGUGUAGGGUACUCCUGCAGUAUAUGUUGUACCAGUAUAGGCUUUGGCCAUAAUUUUAUUCCGGUUUUUCUUAUAUUAGUUUUAUUACGAGUUCAGGGACUGUCUGUGAUAGCCAAGUGAAUAUCCCCUGCCCAUAAGUUUCAGUCUCUUUAUACAACUUGAUGUAAAGUAGGCGAACAAAAUUAGUUACCUCCAAAACAACUCGUUAUUUAGUGACGGCUUUAUAUAGUUUUGGGUGUUUUUGAAUGAUUGAUUGAUGGGAGCGAGUGUGAUUUCUUUUUCCAUUGUAAGUUAUGUUGGGUAUCCGAAUAUCUUCUUAUAAACGUCAUCAGGAUUCUCUAUGCACUUCAUUUCAUGGCGUUAAAUGAUAUAAUCUGGCAUAUAUUUGGAGGAAAAAAAUCUUCCUGUUUUCAGAAUUCAUUUACUAACCAUAUUUACAUAUAAUAAUGGGUACAGAAAUGAAUAAAAAACAUUUCGUUCUUUUUUCGUUAUGUCUUUAAAAUUCAUUCCAUGUCCUGAGAGGUGGUCUUCCAUUUUUGUGUCCAACAUACAACAACUGGAGGCUUGAUUGUUUUGUAGUGGUUUAUUGUACUAUACAUGAUUUAUUCAGUAGAAUAGUGUUACUGUAUCAAUGUACCUAGCUGUUGGUCAUUGCUUCUACUCAAUUGGAACUUGAAAGCAACGGGAAUAUUGUUUCAUAUUUUGAUGUUGUAUUUGGAGGGAUUUUCUUGAUCAUAAAAUAAAUAAUAACUUUUGUUGUUGUUACAUUGGUAAGAGGUCCUUAGAUAUAAUUUAAUAUGAAUAGUACAUCCUUUUUAUACAUUCUUGUUUUCACUUCGUUGAUUUUUCUGUUAAAUUUUUGUCUUGUAAAAAUAUAUGCCCAGAUGUUAUUGGGCACUACUUGGUUUGGUAUUGUUGAAAUAUGUUUUCUGGAAAUGAUCCUGGACUUUAACUAGUCUCAGCUUCCAGCUGAAUUUUGAUGCAUAUAAUAUUUAAUACUCUUGUCAUUUGUGAAUGAAUUGGGUGAAUAUUAGGUCUCCUCUUCAGCAGAAACUAACAAACAAAUAUCAAUAUUAUAUACCAGAUAAUAUCAUAAAGGAAAAUAGCUAUAAAAAUGGUCUGAUGUACUUGAUGUGAUGUGAAAGUUGGCUUUUAUUGGCUGGUACUGUAGUAUAAGGAGUUGGCAUUCAUGACCUGGUCUUGGGUUAUGGCAUUCAUAAGCAGUUUUAUGUGUGGGCCGUUCAUACUAUUCUUGUAGACACUCUUCUUUCAGGACGACUGCAGGAUUUUUUUGUAAACCCAUAUUAUUGUAUAUUUAUAUUUUUGAUCGUAAUAAAUGGUAUCAUAUUAUAAUUUUGCUCAUAAUUUUAAUUUCACUCAUAUAUGUGGACAAAAUACCUAGCAGCGCAUUGCCGGAUUUGAGAUUUUUGUAAUUAUGUAUAAUAACGAAAGAGGUCUGUGAUUCCCAACCUUUUUUUCAAGCGACCCGAAUUUUCUUAGGAAUUCUCUAAAAUCACGCGACCCAAGUAUAUGCUUUAAUACUAGGCGGCAUAUAGUGUUUUUAUGGUCGCAAGAUACACUGACUAAAAUAAAACAGCAUUUUUACAUAAAAUUCAUUUUUCCAAAAGUUAACUCAAAUUGAGAAAGCUGUGCUCAUAUGCAAUAAGCAAGUUUUUGAAAUCAAGGUGUGGCUUUACUUAAGCAAAAUAAAUGCUGCCCAGUUUUUUUGUGCUGUGAUACCUCCCACAUAUACAAUUACUAUUGACAUUUCAAUACUAAUAUAAAAUAAAAUCUGUAACUUUUAGUUUUUUUUUAAAAAACAAGUGACCCAAGAAAAAUUUCAGGCGACCCAAUUUUUUUUUUUUCAUUUCAAGUGAGAGUCUGAUCUUGCGUGGGAAGAGAUUUUUAAAACAAAUUGGAAGAUAAUAUAUAAUAUCAAUAACAUUUCAAAAACCCGGCUAAUUAUUUUAUGUUUUGUUUAGCAUUUUUUAUCAAUUGUUUCCAUCCGUAAAAAGUGCAUAUAUGUACUGACAAUUAAUUAUACAUUCAAAUUCAUUUUUGGUUAUUAUUUACUGUGAGCCUAUCUUUUCUGGUAAAGCAACAAUAUCUUGCAGCUGUGUCAUGUUUUCAAAACCUUGUUUAGUACUCUCUGUUUCUGCAUUGUACUAUCAAAAUUCAGUUUUACUCAAAAAUCUUUAUUUGCUCAAUUCCUCAUAAACAUGCCCAAAAUGUUGUAUGUUGCGGAUUUUUAUGUAUUGUUUGGAAGUUAAAUUAUUUUCUCCACUAACAUUAUGGAUAUGUAAACCUUAAGUUUUGUGUUUUUUUAAUGUUUAUUUUGGUAUAAAAAGGUAAGUCAAAAUAGCACCAUAUUAUCGAAGGAGUAAUCCUUGGUGAAUUUUUUUCUGAAAUCAGUGUCACUAAUCUCCUGAAUGUGUCUACAUUAUAUGCAUAUAUUUCGUGACUAUAUGAAAGGUUAGCUUCAACAUCAUGGUUGAAAAACUGCCAAUAUCCACAGAGCAAAGUUAAUAAGUAAUUGAGUAUUCAGUAGUGUCGUUGUGGAAACCAUUAUUAUGUCACUGUCAUUUUCAUAUUUCUCUGAUUCCAAGCCAUUGAGUGCCACCAUAGAAAGUGUGAAGGGAAUGGAUGACUCUCCUCAACCAUGUUUUGGUUUGUUUAAUCACCUGUUGGUACAUCCUCUAGCAGCUAGCUGAUCUUUCAAAUGCCUGGGCGUAUAUCUCUCUGUGUGGUUCAAUAUCUGCUUGAAUAUCGUACUUGUAAGAUAAAAGUAUGUACUUGAUUCUAUAAAUUCAAAAUAUUAUUGCAAGUUGUUUUUUGCUGUAAUUCCCUCUUCGUCCUGAUUAUUUAGAUUUUCGUUUUAAAAAAGGGUUUGGAUUUGGUUUAACUGAAGUAUGUGUUCAACAGUUUUUCUAUGCACUUGUGUACAGAUGGGGUAUAAAUUACUUAAUAUAAACUGUCAUGAGUUUUAAAUAAUAUAUUAUGGUAAUUAUAUGUAGUUGUAAUGUAAAAUAUAUUAAUCAAUAAAAUCCAAAUGUUGAAAA
Molecule: messenger RNA, 4855 nt
Organism: Styela clava
Lineage: Eukaryota; Metazoa; Chordata; Ascidiacea; Stolidobranchia; Styelidae
Product: glutamate--cysteine ligase regulatory subunit-like
Biological process (GO): glutathione biosynthetic process
Cellular component (GO): glutamate-cysteine ligase complex
Molecular function (GO): enzyme regulator activity; glutamate-cysteine ligase catalytic subunit binding
Source: RefSeq, a predicted model, not a curated record